Thermothelomyces thermophilus ATCC 42464 is the source of this 1678-nucleotide messenger RNA. RefSeq lists its product as uncharacterized. The transcript has a single exon. Gene Ontology annotation, cellular component: nucleus; cyclin-dependent protein kinase holoenzyme complex. Lineage: Eukaryota; Fungi; Ascomycota; Sordariomycetes; Sordariales; Chaetomiaceae. Gene Ontology annotation, molecular function: protein kinase binding; cyclin-dependent protein serine/threonine kinase regulator activity. Gene Ontology annotation, biological process: regulation of cyclin-dependent protein serine/threonine kinase activity. Bases 261 to 1589 code for a protein of 442 amino acids. The record is from RefSeq and is a predicted model, not a curated record.
CCCCUUUGGGAACCUCCUAUAACUCUUGGGGCAUUUCCCUGAUCUCAACCCAAGUCUUGAAACCCGUCAACUUUCUACCCGUAUACCCGCAUACAACCUCACAGGAGAGAGGCAGUCCGGCACUUCUCUCCCUCCUGUCAGCGGCACUACCAACCAUAUAUCCCUAAUCAUCACUCAAUCGCCAUCAACCAAGAGCCCCACCCCACCUCACCUGCGGCACUCCGCACAAGGGUCUCUCUCUCAUUCACCACCUCAACGACAUGGACUCGAUGACACCCGAUGUCAACAUGGACGGCAUAACCUUGCUCAGCCCAGCUGAGCUCAAUGUCCUGGCCAUGGAAAGGUUCAUCUACAAGCGCGUGGAUGAAGACAUGGUGAAGUACCUGGCAGAAGCCGCCGCUGGUGUCAUCCAAUGCGAUUCAGACAUGAUGCCUCCGCCGACGCAAGUAUCACGACGAGGAUAUCCGACGAGAGCUGUCAGGAGCACCAACACCCCGCUUCCCUCUCUCGAGCAGUUCAUCUGGCAGCUGGUCGAUUCCUCCAACGUGCAGGUGCCCACCCUCAUGUCCACCUUGGUCUACCUCCGCCGCCUCAAGUCUCGCCUCCAGCCCAUGGCGAAGGGCCUCCGCUGUACCACGCACCGCAUCUUCCUGGCCUCGCUCAUCCUCGCGGCCAAGUACCUGAACGACAGCAGCCCCAAGAACAAGCACUGGGCCCACUACAGCGUCGUGUCAACAAAGGAUUACAUUUUCGGCUUCAGCCGCACCGAAGUCAACCUGAUGGAGAAGCAGCUCCUCCACCUGUUGGACUGGGAUCUGCGCAUCACCGAGGAAGACCUCUGCCGGGAGUUUGAGCGCUUCCUGGCCCCGCUCCGCAUCGAGAUCCAGGACGAGCACAUCGAGAUGCAGAAGGAGCAGAGGCGGAGACGCCAGAAGAGGGAGCAGGAGAUGCGCGAGCGCAAGUUAGAGGAGGAGCGCCUCGCCCGCCAGCGCGAGCGCGAGAUGGAGGCCGAUCUCUGGCGACCUCUUGCCCAGUCCCAGGCGGCCUGGGUGGCUUCUCGGGAACACACCGCCUACGUCACGCCCCCAUCCUCACGCGGCACUUCGCGCUCUCGCCAGGCGACUUACACCCCGUCUCACUCCCGGGGAAGCAGCCGCGACGUGUCGCCGCCGGGCCUCGAGUCGAGCGGCUCGUCCUAUGCCGGCUCGACCACCUCGCGCGCGACCACCCCGCUCAGCGAGGCCGACAUCACCACCGCCCACCAGCCGUCCAUCUUUGACGGCCACGAAUACGGCGCCGGCGGCGUCUACGACUCGCCGAUGGACGUCCAGGAAGUCUUCGACGAGAGGCCGCCCAGCGUGCCCGAGAAGGACGUCGUCUACCUCCAGCAACAACAGAGCCGCGGCAGGAUGCACCACCACCACCACCACCACCACCACCACCAACCCCAGGUGGCGGCCAAACAGCCACAGAUGCUGCCGUUCGAGAUUACGGCGGACCAGCUGAGGGAUCUGGAGCAGUCGGGCAGGAACGCAUCUGCCAAGAAGUUCAAGGAGAUCUUUGGACGUGUGUUUGGUACCGCACGGUGAUCCAGCUCUUUUGCGAGCGGAUGGAUGAUGAUGAUGAUGAUGAAUGACAUGAGCGGGGCGCUUUGGCACCCUUUUCUGUCUUGUCUGUU